Messenger RNA from Clarias gariepinus (North African catfish), 741 nucleotides. RefSeq names its product LHFPL tetraspan subfamily member 5b (gene lhfpl5b). The coding region runs from base 1 to 663 and encodes 220 amino acids. The record is from RefSeq and is a predicted model, not a curated record. The transcript is spliced from 3 exons. Gene Ontology annotation, biological process: sensory perception of sound; detection of mechanical stimulus involved in sensory perception. Gene Ontology annotation, cellular component: plasma membrane. NCBI's taxonomy places the organism in Eukaryota, Metazoa, Chordata, Actinopteri, Siluriformes, Clariidae.
AUGGAGAAAAUGCUUCCUGCCACAGAGGCGGUCAAAAUCUACCAGACAAAUUAUGUGAGAAACGUCAGAGCCAUUGGUGUCUUGUGGGCAAUUUUAACCAUUUGCUUUACCAUCAUCACAAUGGUGGUGUUUAUUCAGCCCUACUGGAUUGGCGACAGUGUGAACACUCCACAGUCUGGGUACUUUGGGCUCUUCUACUACUGCAUAGGCAACCCCAUCACCUCAGAGCUUGUCUGCAAGGGCAGUGUGCUCGACUUUAACUCCAUUCCAUCUGGGGCAUUUAAGACUGCAAUGUUCUUUGUGGGAACCGCAAUGCUGCUUAAUGUUGGCACCAUGGUCUCCUUCAGUCUCUUCUUCUUUUGCAGUGCAGCCAGUGUGUACAAGAUAUGUGCAUGGAUGCAAACCGCAUCAGCUGUGCUCUUGGUGAUGGGCUGUAUGAUUUACCCUGACGGAUGGGACUCCGCUGAGGUAAAGCGAAUGUGUGGUGAGCGGACGAGUAAAUACACGCUGGGAAACUGCACAGUGCGCUGGGCCUACAUUCUGGCUAUCAUCUGCAUCCUGGACGCACUCAUGCUCGCACUUGUGGCCUUCACACUGGGAAACCGACAGGAAAAUCUGCUACCUGAUGAAUUUGAAGUAGAGUCAGGGGAAGGAAAAUCCUGAAUCCAGAAGUUGUUCUGCCAACUGCGAAGAACCAUAAUGAACCAGAAUAUUAUAAGAAAAUUUCACCCAUCUCCCAAA